Myzus persicae (green peach aphid) is the source of this 1692-nucleotide messenger RNA. Its product is annotated as transmembrane protein 120 homolog. The coding region runs from base 491 to 1555 and encodes 354 amino acids. The transcript has 8 exons. Lineage: Eukaryota; Metazoa; Arthropoda; Insecta; Hemiptera; Aphididae. The record is from RefSeq and is a predicted model, not a curated record. Gene Ontology annotation, cellular component: membrane.
UCAGUUAUCAGCCGCAAGUUGCAACCGACUACGACUACUUCCGAUAUUAAAGCUCAGAGCUUUUUUUUAAUUUUUCCACUCUCGAAUCUCGAUUCCGCAUUUUCGCAGUUUUCCUCGCUGGGUUCCUGCUUCUCCCCCCCUCCUCGGUCGACCGUCAGCCGUCGGCUGCCCGACGUAAACAACACAGCACCGCAUCAUCAAUAUAGCACAAAACAGGUCCAGUGAUCAGCCAUCCGUCGAGCACGUGCGCCGUCCACGCGAGAUAAAACCACGACCAAGACCUGACGAUGACGCGGUCUGUCCGCUGAGAAAAUGACGCUGCUGCGCGAUCGCACCAAUAAACGAGCUUCGUCCGUCGCGAUCGGGCCGCGAACUCCGCCACUGCUGUUGAGUGUGGCAACAGACGCAUUUUAACCUUGGCCGGUUGUUGCGCCGUAAUCUUUGACCCGCCCCGAGACUCGACUACUGCCAGACCGCAAUACGCACUGCGAUGGAGUGCGCCAACCUAGACGAGUGUGUCGAGAACUGGGAUUCGAUAGCUGGCGACUACAAGACUCUCGAGAAUGCCAAUAAAGAAUAUUUAGCCAAGGUAGAAGAGGUUAGUGAUCUUCAAGGUCAGUGUAUGAAACAAGUCAGUCACCAAAAAUAUCGAUUAAAUUUUAUUGCAAAAUCUUUAAAAAAUUUUGAAAAUGAUGAACGUCAAGACAUCGUACAACGACUUUGGAAAGAUAUUAACCAUCGUCGCCAACAACUGUCGGAUAUUGAACAAUCACUACCCAAACCCAAUGGAACAUACUUGAAAAUUAUACUGGGCAACGUAAAUGUAUCAAUUUUGAAUAAAGAAGACAAAUUCCGAUAUAAAGAUGAAUAUGAAAAAUUCAAAUUGGUUCUUAGCAUUAUUGGUUUCUUUUUAUCUCUAUUGAAUUUGGUGACACAUAGACGUGGAAUCGAAUUGACCUUUUUGUUUCUUUUGGUCUGGUAUUAUUGUACAUUGACAAUACGCGAAAGCAUAUUGAAAGUAAAUGGCUCCAAAAUCAAAGGAUGGUGGAGGGUACAUCAUUUUAUAUCUACUGUGGCUUCAGCCGUACUCCUCGUUUGGCCAAAUUCCGAAACGUGGUUCAUAUUUAGGCCACAGUUCAUGAUAUUUAAUGUACUCAUUAGCGUAGUUCAAUCAUUCCAGUUUGUAUACCAGCAAGGAGUUCUAUAUAGACUUAAAGCAUUAGGCGAACGUCAUAACAUGGAUAUCACCAUUGAAGGUUUCCAUUCUUGGAUGUGGCGUGGUCUUAGUUUCCUACUGCCAUUCUUGUAUCUAGGAUAUAUUUUCCAAUUGUACAACGCAUAUACAUUAUAUAAGUUGUGUUAUCAUCCACAUGCCACUUGGCAGGUUCCUGUUUUGUCAGGGUUAUUUUUUAUAUUGUUCUUGGGAAACGCGGUUACUACUUCAAUGGUAAUUCCAGAAAAACUAAGAGAAGUAAAAAUAAGACGAAUUAUUAAGACGUAUACUCGAAAAAUGUCUGGCAAUCGACUCGGAGCUGACCCCAAAAAAAGUGACUGAAAAACUAAUGUAAAAGAUAACAAAGAAUUGCAACUUCAAGACUUAGGUAUACGAUUGUUAAAAUGUAUAGAUGAAGACAUCUUAAAAUAUUUUCAUGUAACAAUUAAAAAAAAAUAAAUUUUAAUGAAUAAUUAACA